CUACGUACAUUCAUCUGCAUAUCUGCAAGAAUUAGCGAGUUCAAAGUUCGAACAACUCCGUCCAAAAUUCCAGUAUGGCUCGAUCCGAAAUGCAAUCUCACCAAGGACAAUGGUCCACUGGCCUUUACGAUUGUUUGGAAGAUCGUUCAACUUGUCUUCUCACUUGCUUCUGUCCAUGCAUAACCUUUGGGCGAAUUGUGCAGAUUGUUGAUAGAGGAACUACAUCGUGUGUGGUGGCCGGCAUGAUCUAUCAAUUUCUGGGUUCUGUAGGUUGUGGAUGGCUUUAUGCUGGUUCCUAUCGAACCAAACUGCGAGGACUCUUCUCACUACCGGCAGCGCCAUGCCAUGAUUUUCUGGUUCACAGCUUCUGUUGUGUUUGUUCUCUCAGCCAAGAGUACAGAGAACUCAAAAAUCAUGGAAUUGAUCCCUCAAUAGGGUGGCAAGCCAAUGUUGAGAAGUGGAACCGAGAAGGAGUGAAGCCUCCGAUGGUCGAGCCGUCAAUGGCACGUUAAUUGUCCGACCAGCAAUAA
Molecule: messenger RNA, 530 nt
Organism: Argentina anserina (silverweed cinquefoil)
Lineage: Eukaryota; Viridiplantae; Streptophyta; Magnoliopsida; Rosales; Rosaceae
Product: protein PLANT CADMIUM RESISTANCE 12-like
Exons: 4
Coding region: 75-512 (145 amino acids)
Source: RefSeq, a predicted model, not a curated record